Messenger RNA from Condylura cristata (star-nosed mole), 808 nucleotides. RefSeq names its product dickkopf-like 1 (gene DKKL1). The record is from RefSeq and is a predicted model, not a curated record. The transcript is spliced from 5 exons. Lineage: Eukaryota; Metazoa; Chordata; Mammalia; Eulipotyphla; Talpidae. Gene Ontology annotation, biological process: negative regulation of canonical Wnt signaling pathway. The coding region runs from base 65 to 769 and encodes 234 amino acids. Gene Ontology annotation, molecular function: receptor antagonist activity; co-receptor binding.
AGCAUCAAGGCGGGGCCCAGAAGAAGGGGCGGGGCGUGGGAGAAGCCUCCCCGCCCGCCCCGCAAUGUGGCACCUGCUGGUCCUUCGGCUUCUGCUGUUGAGUGCCCCGGUGUCUCCAUCCACUGCCGCCCCAAUCCGCGAUGCUGACGUCCAGGACAGCUCCUCGGCUUUUCUAGGCCUCCAGAGCCUACUCCAAGACUUCUCUCGGCUCUUCCUAAAAGAUGACCUGCUGCGUGGCAUGGACAGCUUCUUCUCUUCCCCCGUGGACUUCCGGGGCCUCCCCAAGAACUACCACCAAGAAGAGAACCGGGAGCGAAGGCUGGGAAACAAGACGCUCGCCAGCCACCUCCAGCUUGAUAAGGUGACCGACAACAAGACAGGAGAGGUACUGAUCUCGGAGAAAGUGGUGGCAUCCAUCGAGCCAGGAGAGGGCAAUUUGGAGGGUGACUGGAAGGUACCGAGGGUAGAGGAGAAGGAUGUCCUGGAGCCUGUGCAGAAGGCCUUGAGCAGCUUCCGCCCGGAGCCCCACCCUCGAGUGGCCUUCUGGAUCAUGAAGCUCCCGCGACGCCAUUGGCACCAGGACACCCCGGAGGGCGGCCGAGGGCUCAGCGAGAAGCGAACCCGCCUGCAGGCCAUCCGGGAUGGGCUCCUCGAGGGGAGCCGAGAGGACGCUCAGGAUGACGGGACCCCGGGCUCCUUCCGCAGCAAGCUGCCAGCCCCUCGCAAGACUCACUUCCUGUACAUCCUCAGGCCCUCCCAGCAGCUGUAGGCCGGGCCACAGAUGGCUGCAUACAGCCCUCCACCAGCU